CCAGGCCCGGCCGCCGCGGCGCCGAGGCCCGCCCUCGUGGGCCCCCGCUCCCGGCCGUCCACGCCCCGCCCCUCUCGGAAGCCUCCGCCCGGAGCAGAGCUGGUCCUUCCCCACGUGGGAAGCCGGCCGUGAGCUCCUCGGAGCGACCAGGCGGCAGGUCUCCGGUGGGCUCGGCGUCGGACCCCCGCUCCUGCCCGGCAUGAACCGCUACCUCCUACCGCUGUCUGUGCUCGGCACGGCGGUGGGUGGCGCCGUGCUGCUCCGAGACUACAUUGCGGGCGGGGCCUGUCCCAGCAAGGCCACCAUUCCUGGGAAGACCGUCAUUGUGACUGGCGCCAAUACAGGCAUUGGGAAGCAGACGGCCUUGGAGCUGGCCAGAAGAGGAGGCAACAUCAUUCUGGCCUGUCGAGAUAUGGAGAAGUGUGAGGCAGCGGCAAAGGAGAUUCGUGGGGAAACCCUUAAUCACCGUGUCAGUGCCUGGCACCUGGACUUGGCCUCUCUCAAGUCCAUCCGAGAGUUUGCAGCGAAGAUCAUUGAAGAGGAGGAGCAAGUUCAUAUCCUGGUCAACAACGCGGCCGUGAUGCGGUGCCCCCACUGGACCACCAAGGACGGCUUUGAGAUGCAGUUUGGUGUUAACCACUUGGGUCACUUUCUCUUGACAAACUUGCUGCUGGACAAACUGAAAGCCUCAGCCCCUUCACGGAUCAUCAACCUCUCAUCCUUGGCCCACGUUGCAGGACACAUAGACUUUGAUGACUUGAACUGGGAGAAGAGGAAGUAUGACACCAAAGCGGCUUAUUGCCAGAGUAAGCUGGCCGUCAUCCUCUUUACCAAGGAGCUGAGCCGGCGGCUGCAGGGCACAGGCGUGACUGUCAAUGCACUGCACCCUGGCGUGGCCAGGACAGAGCUGGGCAGACACACAGGCAUGCACAGCUCUGCCUUCUCCAGUUUCACACUCGGGCCCAUCUUCUGGCUGUUGGUCAAGAGCCCCCAGCUGGCAGCCCAGCCCAGCACGUACCUGGCCGUGGCAGAGGAAUUGGAGGGUGUUUCUGGAAAGUACUUUGAUGGACUCAAAGAGAAGGCUCCAGCCCCGGAAGCUGAGGAUGAAGAGGUAGCCCAGAGGCUUUGGGCUGAAAGUGCCCGCUUGGUGGGCUUGGAGAUGUCAGGUGUUUCCUCAGUGAGGGGGCAGCCCCUCCCUAAAUAAUCUCAGGGAGCAGGUGUGAAAACCACGUGGGAGGCGGAGUACCAGGAUGGAGCCGCAAGGCCAACCCAAGCUGGCUGCUCUGUCUGCAGCGUCCUCUGGGUGGCAGUGUUGCCCACGGAACGCUGACCGAGAUGCCCACGUCACCCUCUAGGUGGCAGUGUAGUUUGUGCGAGCCUCAAGACUACUGCUGUCAUGCCCAGAGGGUCCUCUAGGAGGCAGUAUUGCCCAAAGAACGCUGGUUGCCAUGCCCACGUCACGCUGGUAGGGAUCAGUAGCUGCCCUUUUCUUCUCAGGCAGUGGCAGGUGCGCAUCUGGCCGUCAGACACCUGCCUUGAGCGUGGAACUGGGAAUCGCUGAGGGAGGAGGCCGCUCCGGUGUGGCCGUGUCAGGAGGGCCACUGGUGGCCACGGUGCAGACCUGUGUGGCCAUUGGGAAAGUUGUCUGCCAGACCCAGUCAGGUUCAUGGUUCCCUGUGGGACCGUGCACACCCUCAGUCGCCUCUCUGAGCCUCGGUUUCUCCCACUGUGAAUGUGCAGAAUAACCUGACUACCUCACAGGACAGCAUGGUGAUGAAUGAGUUGUCGCCUGGCUGGAUCAGUGGCAGCUGUGCGUUCCUUGCUGCUGAAUGUUCACUUACAUGUGCCAUACCCUGGCCGAGCUGCCGGAACACCCCUGAGGACAGGCCCGCACAGAUGCCAGUCCUCGGGACAGCUGUGCGGCUUGGGUGACAGAAAUGGGGCUGGCACUCAGCUCCUGCACAGACCUGGGGCGGGGUGGGGGGGGGAGGGCCUGCCAAAAAGCUCAGUAAUCAAGAUACAAAUACUUUAACAUUAAAAAACCCGUACCAUUUGAGAUACUUGUGGACGCCAGGGAUACUGUUCCAUGUCCUAGGGUAUGCAGUUCAGCAGCAAAUGGCCCUUCCCCAAAAUGGCCCUUCCCCAAAUGCCAAAAGUGCCGAGGAAGGGGAGUUGAAGACGGCUCAAAGCUUUAUAAAUACACUUUUCUUUUUGCUACCACAUCAGACCACAACAGCCAAAGGAUAUGUUUGGGAUGAACAGACUCGGGUGGGCACCUUCCAGCCUGGAGCCCAACGAUCCCACCUCCCCCUCUCCAUGCCUUCUGACCUCCAACUGUGGGCAGGACCCAACCACUCACUUCCAGUGAAAAGAACAGAGUGAAGCUGACGGAAUGUCUGAUUCUGGGAUUAGGUUACUGCCGGGCAUCUGUACUGCUAGCAUGUACUGCCUUGUUGCAAUAGUGCUGUGAGCCACCCUCUGGGGGGCCCGAGAGCUGGGGCAGCCAGGAGGUGAGAACCCCUGGAGCCUGUCCACCACAGGGAUACACAUACAUGCACAGCACACAUACAUAGAUCACAUGCAUGUGCAUAUCCUUAUACAAUGUGUGCAUUUCUUACUGUGGGAUCAGGGAAAAACUAGUUUGAGAAAUACUUCUACUGAUAGUACAGUAGUCUGAGAGUAACCUCGAAACCUCUGGUUCUCUAAAUAUGUAUAGGAUUCAUCUGGAGGGACACCUGGGUGGCUCAGUGGUUGAAUGUCUGCCAGGACCCUGAGAUCGAGUCCCACAUCAGGCUCCCUGUGAGGAGCCUGCUUCUCCCUCUGCCUAUGUCUUUGCCUCUCUCUGUGUAU
Messenger RNA from Canis lupus familiaris (dog), 2850 nucleotides. It is a transcript of the gene RDH13, whose product is annotated as retinol dehydrogenase 13. The record is from RefSeq and is a predicted model, not a curated record. The transcript has 7 exons. Gene Ontology annotation, molecular function: oxidoreductase activity. The coding region runs from base 200 to 1204 and encodes 334 amino acids. Lineage: Eukaryota; Metazoa; Chordata; Mammalia; Carnivora; Canidae.